This is a messenger RNA of Paramecium sonneborni, 415 nucleotides long. The record is from the annotation of a GenBank genome assembly. NCBI's taxonomy places the organism in Eukaryota, Ciliophora, Oligohymenophorea, Peniculida, Parameciidae.
AAUAAAAGUAUAGUUCAUUAGUAGUCAAACUAAAAAUAAUAACCAAUAAGUGUUGUUAGUAGAGUUUAAAAUUUAAAUUUAAAUACUGGAGGUUAGUAUACAGGAGAUUAGAUUGAUAAUAAAAAGCAUGGUCAUGGUAAAUUAUUGAAUCCUGAUGGAUCUGGAUAUGAAGGAGAAUGGUAUUAAGAUUUGAUGCAUGGAAAAGGAGAAUUAUUUUUAGCAGAUGGAAGAAUAUUAUAUAAAGGAUAAUUUUAAAAUGGGAAAUAUCAUAACUUUGGACAUUUGAUUAAUCCUAAUCCAAAUAUCACACAAAAUUACAAUUUUAGAGAUUUGAGAAAUAUUGGCAAUUAUUGGUCUAAAUAUGAAGGUGAUUUUAAAUCAGAUAAAAAACACGGUUAUGGUAUAUUAUAUUUCU